Opisthorchis viverrini is the source of this 531-nucleotide messenger RNA. RefSeq lists its product as hypothetical. The coding region runs from base 1 to 531 and encodes 176 amino acids. The record is from RefSeq and is a predicted model, not a curated record. The transcript has 2 exons. Lineage: Eukaryota; Metazoa; Platyhelminthes; Trematoda; Opisthorchiida; Opisthorchiidae.
AUGGACUUCCAAAUACUCUAUGGGGCCUACGUCAGACCACUCCUCAAAUGCGCCAACCACGUUGUCUACUCGGGAGGCACGAAAUACGUCGCCCUCAUUGAGUGUGUCCAGCGAGCCGCCACGGGGAUGGUUGCCGGCCCCAAAUCCGUAAACUACGAAACGCGUCUCGCGAUUCUCGAUCUCUUUCUCCUGGUGUACCGUCGCCUCCAAGAAGACCUAAUUCUUACUUAUACCCUGUUUGAACAAAGCUUGGCAAACAGGAUUUUACCAUUGACCCAGCAAACACAAGGCGGGGACAUAGAGGACGUUUGCUGUUCACCAACCGGACUAAUAUACGGUACAACUUUACGUUUACCUGGUGAACUGUAUUCUCUUUCAGGCACAGAGCCCAACUCACCCGUCACAUUCGUCACCCGUCUCAGGCAGCAUAUAGCUGAAAUUCGAGCGACGCCGAAAAGACGAUCAAAACAAAGACAGCACAUCUCAGCAGAUCAGUCUUCUAGACCAUUUGUAUUUGUCCAACAUGACUGA